AUGUAUGUUGUUAGAAGAGUAUCUUCCACCGGAGUGAAGAUUUAUGUGCGGGCUAUUUCGUCCUCCGCCUUUUCUUCUGCUUCCGCUUCAUCUUCAUCUUCUUCAACUAAGAGAAGACAUAGACCUGCCACCAAGUUUAACGAUAAGCUUAAUGUGGGUCCGUCGUUUGCCGAUUUUGUCUCUGGCCGUGCCAAAGAUAUCCUCGUGGAUCCGUUAGAGGCUGCCAGAAAGGACCCAGAUGCCAGACUGCCCCCAUGGCUUAGAGUGCCCAUUCCUAAAGGCCGUUCUUUCCACAAGAUAGGUGCAGACUUGAAGGAGUUGCACCUUUCUACUGUUUGUCAGGAAGCUCGAUGCCCCAAUAUUGGAGAGUGCUGGGGUGGUAAGCGUUCAGAGGCCACGGCUACUAUUAUGUUGAUGGGAGAUACGUGCACAAGAGGCUGUCGUUUUUGCUCGGUCAAGACUGAUCGUCAUCCUGCCGCUGUCGAUCCUAUGGAGCCUGAGAAGACAGGUGAGGCCAUUUCCCGGUGGGGUUUAGGCUAUGUUGUUCUUACUACGGUGGAUAGAGACGAUAUGGUGGACGGAGGUUCGAAUCACUUGCGUGAAACCGUGGAGAAAAUUAAGGAGAAGUCACCCAAAACGCUAGUAGAGGUCCUUUGCGGUGACUUCCGUGGAAAUUUGGAUGACGUCAAGACGUUGGCCACAUCUCAUUUGGAUGUUUAUGCCCAUAAUAUGGAAACUGUCGAGGCGCUCACUCCUUACGUUAGAGAUCGUAGGGCAACAUAUAGACAAUCGUUAAAUGUGUUAAGAGCAGCCAAGGAGUUCAAUCCUAAAGUGGUGACUAAAACGUCUGUGAUGCUUGGAUUUGGAGAGACUGACGAGCAAAUACUGCAAACUCUGAAAGACUUAAGGGCCAAUAAAGUUGAUGUGGUUACUUUCGGUCAGUAUAUGAGACCUACAAGAAGACAUAUGAAGGUUGUUGAGUAUGUGAGACCGGAGAAAUUCGAUUAUUGGAAGGAUCAGGCUCUAAGCAUGGGUUUCCUUUAUUGUGCAUCGGGACCUUUAGUUAGAUCUUCAUAUAAAGCAGGAGAGGCAUUUAUUGAGAACGUUAUCAAGAAGAAAAAGAGAAACGUUGGAGUUCCUAGGGAGUUGGAAGUUGGCGAUGAGAAGUUUGUUUCCAAGGACAUAUUAGAGGGGAAGAAGUGA
Brettanomyces nanus is the source of this 1203-nucleotide messenger RNA. RefSeq lists its product as uncharacterized. Gene Ontology annotation, biological process: lipoate biosynthetic process. The record is from RefSeq and is a predicted model, not a curated record. Gene Ontology annotation, molecular function: 4 iron, 4 sulfur cluster binding; lipoate synthase activity. Bases 1 to 1203 code for a protein of 400 amino acids. Gene Ontology annotation, cellular component: mitochondrion. The transcript has a single exon. NCBI's taxonomy places the organism in Eukaryota, Fungi, Ascomycota, Pichiomycetes, Pichiales, Pichiaceae.